Molecule: messenger RNA, 3955 nt
Organism: Carassius gibelio (silver crucian carp)
Lineage: Eukaryota; Metazoa; Chordata; Actinopteri; Cypriniformes; Cyprinidae
Exons: 3
Coding region: 134-1816 (560 amino acids)
Molecular function (GO): GTP binding
Source: RefSeq, a predicted model, not a curated record
CAUUUGUCUAUAUAAAUAACAGCAGAGAGCUUUCAUUUGCUAUUUGGACCUCUGUAGGAGGACAGAAGACACACAGAGACAUCAACACUCAGCAAAAAGGACAACAUACAUUGACCCCCACUGGUGCAGAAACAUGGAUGAACCUCUUAGAAAUAACUCACGUCAUGAUGCCAUACUUUUGAAAAGAGGUCCUCCAGGGCUUUACCGUCUGAACACAGAAAGAAAAUAUGUUGAAGGGACUGAUAGAAAGGUCAGACAGUGGAUAUAUGGACGAAGAGACAGAAACAAACUGAACAAAGUCAUACUGAUGGUGGGACAAACUGGCACUGGGAAAACAACCAUUAUCAACACCGUGGUCAACUACUUUCUGGGAGUGAAGUUUGAGGAUCAAGAGUUUUAUUAUAUCACAGAAGAAAAUGAAAAUAAAGAUCAGUCACAAUCCCAGACACGUGAGAUCACUGUUUAUGAGGUAUUCGUUGAAGAAAAUCCAACAUCUCUGACCAUCAUUGACACUCCUGGAUACGCAGAUACUGAAGGAUACGAGAAAGACAGAGAGGUUUCUGAGUCUCUAAUCAGAUUAUUUUCAGAUGAGGAUGGGAUUCAUUAUAUUGAUGCAGUGUGUUUUGUGAUGAAGGCAUCUCAGAAUCGACUCUCUGACAAAGAGUAUUACAUCUUUCACUCAGUUCUGUCUCUGUUUGGUAAAGAUAUAGAGGACAACAUAGUGUUUCUACUCACAUAUUCAUCUGGAUUGCCUCCAGAAGAUGCUCUUAAUGCCAUUAAAAAAGCAGAAAUACCCUGCAGAAGAGAUAACGCCAAUGCACCUGUUUACUUCUUAUUCAACAACCAGCAGAAAGUGGACCCGAAAGUGCAGAAAAAUCCAAAGUUUAUGAAAGCCUUGAAAUCAUCCUGGGAAAUGGGAGAAGAAAGCAUAAAUGAGUUGUUCACACUCCUAGAUGAAAAGAACAGAAAAAGAGUUCAGAUGACAUUAAAUGUUCUGAAAGAGCGAAGACAAUUUGAGGCCUGUGUAUCUAAUCUGGUGGAUAAAAUCUCUGAGAGGGAGCUAAAAACCAAAGAACUGAAAGAGAUUCAGGAAGCCCUUAAACAGAACAGAGACAAGAUUGGGAAUUGCGAAAACUUUCAGUUUACAGUCAAAAAAGCUGUGAGAGAAAAAGUGCCCAUCGAAAAUGAAUGGUGGUGGAACAGUAAGGCAACUUGCUGCUCCAUCUGUGAAGAAAACUGUCAUGAAUGGGACUGCAGCUGGGCAAAAGGUCCCUCAACAUGUUGGGUCAUGAAAAAUGACCACUGCACUGUGUGUACAAAGAAGUGUCAUCACAGCGAUCAUGUCAAAGAGGGAAAGAAAUAUGUGACAAAUAUUAACGAAGUCGUUAUGACAUUUGAUGAGCUCAAAAAGGAGUAUGAAGACACUGAAGAAACAACUGUAAAAGACUUUGACAAAACAAAAUUUGAAAACACAAAAGAGAACUAUGAAAGUAAUGUGAAAGACUCUACGAAUAAAACAGAAAUGGAACAAAAAAUUACCAAUGAUCUGGAGAAGAUUAAAAUUGAAAAGUCCAAACUGCUGGAUGAAGCUUAUAUUACCAUCAUGCGUCUGUCUGAGAUUGCAUUAAAAGCAGACAGUGCUUUCACUCUUCAAUACGUGGAUUUCUUGAUUCUCAGACUGAAGGAGGAGUGCAAAUAUGAAUGGAUGAAGAAUUUGGAGGACAUGAAAAAAGCUGGAGAAGAGAAGAAGAACAAGGGGGCUAUGCAUUAUGUGAUGACUUUUGGCAAAUGCCUUUUUGGGGCUAAAAAUCAAUAGAAAUCGGAAAAUUCAAGAUGGAAAAAGCAAAACAGAUGCUGCUCCAUCAGUGAAAUUGUUUUUACGCAAACAGCAUUCAUAAGACUUAACACGAGAGCUUUCACAAGAAAGAAAGAAAGAAAGAACAACUCACUAAGUGUAUAAGCAAACCUAUCUUCUCACCCAUCAAUUAUCCUCCUCCCCUCCCUAGUCCCAUCCCUUAACUCUGGCUAAAGAAUUAUUAUAUACCACGCAUGAUGUAUCUUCUCAAUCUAUUUUAAUCAUGUCUCUGUGAUCAGUAUAAUGGUGAUCACAGUCAUGUAUAUAAUGGGACAGAAUGAAAACGUAAGAGAGUUCUGUUUUCCUUUUUGGGUGGUGGACAGACCCAAACAAUUCCACACAUGACGGAAUGGAUGGCUGGAUGAUUACAACAUAACAAAUUAUCUUCUAACAUAUAUGACCUAUUAAGUUUUGAUUGAAACAGAACAUAAAACAUUUUAAAAAAUCUAUGUCAUGACCUCUUUAACAUUGCAUGAUAAUGUUAAUAUCGAUAUGCUAUUCUCAUAAUGUAUCUGCUGUUUUGCAAUUUUCAGAGUUAGAAUGUGUAUAAUGUAAUAAGCCAUGUGGACAAAUAAUGAAUAAUGACAAAUAAUGUGCAUGCACCUUAAUAGAAAGUGUUCAAUAUAUCAGUAUGCUAGUGUAUGCGGGGAGCAGCCUAUAGUUGUAUAUGAAUAAUAAUACUUGUAAUGUUGGGUCAGAGUAUUGCUCUUUGUGUGUUAUAGAUAAACCAUGCCCUCCACUACAAUCCUACUGUUCAUUCUUAUUUCAACUGAUAUGCACCUAGCCCACUUACAAAAACAAGAUGUUUCAUCCGAAAGACUGCGCUUAAGUUUUUCCCUUUAACUCAUGCAUCCCAUCCUUCUUAUCAAUCUAUGCCUGCCCAUUUGCAGUGGAUCCCAGAGCUCAUACUGACUGAAGGAUAUUCAUUCCUCUGGAUGCUCCAAAGAAGGCCUCAUUGUCUCUAACACCUAAACCACUUCGAGUCCAGUGCAGUCCACAUCCUGUUAGUAGACACAGACUGAUGUGCAUUGUUUUGGAGAUUCCCAAUUUUGAGAUGUGGUCACCUAGUCACAAUAUUCCCAAUCUUGUCUCACUGGGUAACUGUGAUAAUGAAUCAGGUAAAUUAAAGAUUGAUUUUGAUGAUUUACUUGUUGAAAGACUGGAGCAAGCAGGUCAAACGACAAAAGAAGAAAGACAAGCGUCGAGAGAAACAGAAGUGGAGAUCAACCGACGGACCAUCAGAAUAUCGUUUCUAAGAUAAGAAGAAUAAUUAGACUGGUGUGAAGACAAGAAGGCAUGAAUAAGAAGACAAUAAAAAUGAUGAGAGAAAUCAUUAAUUGUAUUGAGUUGGUUAAUGUUGAUUUGGAGUUACAGUCUCUGGCAAAUGGUAUCGAGGCCUUGAGAUUGCAAACCUCUGUUGCAAGACCAGAAAACCCUUAAAAGGUAACAAUGAGAUAUAUGAUUUGUUAGACAUCAACCAUAAAAGGCAGUAAUAAGAAAUGUAUGAUGUUAACAUUUGCUCAACAGUUGAGACUGUCACGUAUGCUUGCUUUUUGCUAAGAUAACAAUGAGUGUGCAAGGAAAUGCAUCUUGCAAUCUGGAUUGCAGGAUGGACUUUCUUUCUAAAAAAUUGUAUUGUAAUGUGUUUAAUCUGAUUAACACAGGGAGGAGGAUGCUGUGCAGUUUAGCAAUAGUUACUUACUUAGCCUACGCCUUAAGAUUUUGUAACAGCUUAAAGAAAAGAUUAAUUUGCUUUAAUGGAAAGAAGAUAGAGCAGCAAUUACUUAAUGUAUGUGUGCAGAAGAGGGGUUGCCAAAAAAGGAAAUGUUAUCUUCCUGUAUCCAUAGCAACCUGACUGUUAGUGUGUGCGUGCAAGCGGAUGUGUUAAUGUGUUUUACCAAAAGGAGGCAUCCGGAAGAAAUGAUGUAUGGUUUUUGGGACUAUAUAAUGUUAUGGUUUGGACACAUCCCCUGCCGCAUCUCGGGGUGAAGACUUACGCUUUUACUUUUGUUUUUUAUUUGUUAAUAUUUUGCUUAUGAGUUAGUGUUUAAAAUAAAGUGAAGCCAUGUACAAUGGUGAUGCGUAAAAACCUUUAAACAA